Eimeria tenella is the source of this 498-nucleotide messenger RNA. RefSeq lists its product as uncharacterized. The record is from RefSeq and is a predicted model, not a curated record. The transcript is spliced from 3 exons. The annotation marks the transcript as partial. Lineage: Eukaryota; Apicomplexa; Conoidasida; Eucoccidiorida; Eimeriidae.
GCAUUCCUAUAGGCUGCUAGCAGCUGCAGCAGCUGGUCUACAGCAGCAGCUGCAGCAGCAGCAGCAGCAGAAAGAGCUGCAGCAGCAACUGCAGCAGCAAGUUACCUGGUGUCUUUGCCCUCUUUCCAUUCCGCUUUUUAGAGAUGACGAACGUUGCCCGAGAGCUUUUAAAGAAGCAGUUCAUCGAACUCUCCCGCGACGCCCCCAGCGGCUGCUCCGUGGGCCUCGACGACGACUCCAACUUCUUCAGCUGGCGCGUUGUAGGGAGGCGGGGCAGGGGGAGAGGUUUGCGCGUAGAACUCUCCCGCGACGCCCCCAGCGGCUGCUCCGUGGGCCUCGACGACGACUCCAACUUCUUCAGCUGGCGCGUUUGCUUCGAAGGCCCUCCAGACACUUUUUACGAGGGCGGCAUUUUCGGGGCUUCUCUGCGUUUCCCCCAGGACUUCCCCAACAGCCCCCCGGAGAUGAUUUUCGAGCAGGACAUGUGGCACCCGAAUG